AUGUCGGUAGUUACCCCUCUUGCCAAUGCGCUCACACACUCUUUUACAUCUACAGAGUUUGACGAGUGCAGAGUUUUUCAGACCACUCCAUGGAGGUUGAUUUCCGCGAUCUUAGGAGUAGUGUGUCUUUUGUUGAUGGCUACUUUGGGAAUUUUGAUUGAAAGUGUGAUAAAACCAUUUAGCAAGACAGGACCCACCAAAGGACUCCAGGAAGAUUCUGACUGCUGUUCUUGUCCAGAGAAGUGGAUUGGGUACCAAUGCAGCUGCUAUUUCAUUUCUAAUCAAAGGAAAACCUGGGCAGAAAGUAGGAAUUCCUGUGCUUCUCAGAAUUCCAGUCUACUUUGGCUGAAAAACAGAGAUGAAUUGGAUUUUUUGAAAUCUAAACCACGCUAUUACUGGAUUGGACUCUCUUAUAACGAAACGCGUGGCGCCUGGGUGUGGGAGGACGGCUCUGCUCUCUCCCGGGAUCUAUUUUCAAUAUCUCAACUUUCAAAUCCAAAGAACUGCAUUUCGUACCGUCAAAGUGGAGAAACUUUGAGUGAAAAGUGUGAGGCAAAAAAUCGUUAUAUCUGUCAGCAGCAGCCUAUUUAA
Molecule: messenger RNA, 591 nt
Organism: Trichechus manatus latirostris (Florida manatee)
Lineage: Eukaryota; Metazoa; Chordata; Mammalia; Sirenia; Trichechidae
Product: natural killer cells antigen CD94-like
Exons: 7
Coding region: 1-591 (196 amino acids)
Biological process (GO): stimulatory C-type lectin receptor signaling pathway; positive regulation of natural killer cell mediated cytotoxicity
Cellular component (GO): external side of plasma membrane; plasma membrane
Molecular function (GO): transmembrane signaling receptor activity
Source: RefSeq, a predicted model, not a curated record